UCCACCAAUGGAAGUCUGGGCCGGGCUCAACACCCAUUUUCGGGAUUCUCCUUAUAAACCCGGUUUAAUAAAUCCUCCAGCCUCUACUGAUAAUUUUCUCAAAGAGUGAUUAACCCGCGCUACUGCUGACUCUGUGCUGAAUAUUUAAUGAGCUCCAGGAUGGACAACAAGUCUUAUUUGGUGAAGAUGAACGGGAACGGCGUCCUGAACGGGACCGGGGUCAACGGGAAGGUGGUGCACGGGAACGGAGUCCACCACGUCAGCGUGAAAGGCAGCUUCAUGUAUCCGACCAAGACAAAGAGUCGCAGGCAGCGGUGGGAGGUGAAGGCCUCGGAGAUGGCCAACAACACGCUCAACCCCAUCCGGGCCAUCGUGGACGGGAUGAAGCUCACCCCGAACCCGGAGAAACCCAUGAUCGCCCUCUCCAUAGGGGACCCCACCGUGUUUGGAAACCUGCCCACGGACGAAGGCGUCCUCCAGGCCAUGAGAGACGCCAUCGACUCACAGAAAUACAACGGCUACGCUCCUUCUGUCGGUUACCUGAAGAGUCGACAGGCCGUGGCCAACUUCUACAGCUGCCCCGAGGCUCCGCUGGAGGCUGAGGAUGUGAUUUUGACCAGCGGCUGCAGUCAGGCCAUUGACCUGGCUAUCAGUGUCCUGUGCAACCCAGGGGACAACAUCCUGGUCCCAUGCCCGGGCUUCUCCUUAUAUAAGACUCUGGCUGUUUCCAUGGGCAUCGAGGUCAAACUCUACAACCUGCUGCCUGAGAAGUCGUGGGAGGUCGACCUGCAGCACAUGGAGAGUCUGAUAGACGAGAGGACGUCCUGCCUCAUCGUCACCAACCCGUCCAACCCGUGUGGCUCCGUCUUCACCAAGGAGCAUCUGCAGAAGAUCCUGAAAGUGGCCUCCAAACACUGCGUUCCCAUUUUGGCCGAUGAAAUCUACAGCGACAUGGUUUUCCCGGGCUGUGACUGUCCCUCCAUGGCUUCCCUCAGCAGCGACGUUCCCAUCCUUUCCUGCGGUGGUUUGGCUAAACGCUGGCUGGUUCCCGGCUGGAGGCUGGGCUGGAUCCUCGUCCACGACAGGAACAACGUGUUCGGAUCAGAGAUUCGUCAGGGUCUCGUCAAACUGACUCAACGUAUCCUUGGAGCCUGCAGCAUCGUCCAGGGAGCUUUGGAGAGCAUCCUCAACAACACGCGCCCCCACUUCUACAGCAACACCAUCAGCUUCCUCAAGUCAAACUCAGAGAUCUGUUUCGGUGAACUCUCCACGGUCCCCGGCCUCAACCCUGUGAUGCCUUCAGGAGCCAUGUACCUCAUGGUCGGCAUCGACAUGGAUCACUUCCCAGACUUUAAGAACGACGUGGACUUCACUGAGCGGCUGGUGACGGAGCAGUCUGUCUUCUGUCUGCCCGCCACGGCGUUCGAGUAUCCCAACUACUUCCGCAUCGUGGUGACGGUGCCGGAGGAGAUGAUGGUGGAGGCCUGUGCUCGGAUCAGGGAGUUCUGCCAGCGCUACUAUCGGCCCCGUAGCUGCGACAGCAACGAUCUGGACCAGUGAUGAAGACGAAUCCUGGGAAACCUUCAGUCCAUCACCUUAUAAUAGUCACAACACACGGCUGGUUAGCAACGGAUCUGAAUGUAAUUUUUGAUGUAAACUGUAUGAAAUGGGCAAACUUAAUAUUUAUAUUUUAUACCGGGCAACUUAUAUUAACCUUACUGCUUUCUUUUUUCUUUUUUUUGUUGUAUAUUUAUAUAAUGCAAGUGAAGUAUCACACUCAUAGAAUUUAGCCGCCGCUUUCUUCUCUAGUCGACAACUUCCUGAUCUAAAUCUGAAGGGAGUCACCGUCUGAACGUGAAACACUAUCAUGAAUCUUCUGCUUCACUAACAGGAGCAGGAGCACGGCCUUUUUAUUUUAUUCUCUCUUUUUGUUGUUGUUAUUAUCUAAAUAAACCAUGUUGACCUGA
Molecule: messenger RNA, 1967 nt
Organism: Mugil cephalus (flathead mullet)
Lineage: Eukaryota; Metazoa; Chordata; Actinopteri; Mugiliformes; Mugilidae
Gene: tat
Product: tyrosine aminotransferase
Exons: 12
Coding region: 148-1560 (470 amino acids)
Biological process (GO): biosynthetic process; aromatic amino acid metabolic process
Molecular function (GO): pyridoxal phosphate binding; L-tyrosine:2-oxoglutarate transaminase activity
Source: RefSeq, a predicted model, not a curated record